Molecule: messenger RNA, 1029 nt
Organism: Diaporthe citri
Lineage: Eukaryota; Fungi; Ascomycota; Sordariomycetes; Diaporthales; Diaporthaceae
Exons: 2
Coding region: 1-1029 (342 amino acids)
Biological process (GO): beta-D-galactose catabolic process via UDP-galactose, Leloir pathway; glucose metabolic process
Molecular function (GO): carbohydrate binding; aldose 1-epimerase activity
Source: RefSeq, a predicted model, not a curated record
AUGGCCACCGAUGAAAUUUCAUUCCUCCCGCUCGGCGCCAUCCUCCAGUCCCUGCACGUCGGCGGCGUCAACAUCGUGCAGGGCUUCCCCGCGCAGGAGCACUACGAGGCGCACAACAGCCCACACUUUGGCGCCACCAUCGGCCGCGUCGCCAACCGCAUCUCGGGCGCCACGAUAGACUCCCUCAAUGGCAAGUCCUACAAGCUGCAGGCCAACAACGGGCCAAACAACCUGCACGGCGGCGAAAAGGGCUGGGGCAAGAAGGUCUGGGACGGCCCCAAGCCCGUCGGCACCAGGGACGAGGCCGCGCCUGGAUUUGGGAAGUUCAAGGAGGGCGGCGAGAGCGUCAAGUUCAGCCUGCACUCGCCUGAUGGCGACGAGGGCUUCCCUGGGACGGUCGAUACGUCUGUUGUUUACACCGCUGGCAAGGACGACAAGGGCGCCACCGUGCUGGGCAUGGAGUACGAGGCCACGCUCGUGGAUGGUGCAGACGAGACUGUCAUCAACAUGACGAACCACUCCUACUUCAACCUCUCAGGCGGCCCCUCCAUCGAGGGCACGCAGGUCGAGCUAGUGACGAACUCAUACCUCCCCCUCGACGACGGCGGCAUUCCGACCACGACCAAGCCCGCCGCCUACCCCGGGCUCGAGGGCAAGAAGCCCUUCACGCUGGGCGCCGCCGAGCCCGACGUGGACGACUGCUUCGUCCUCGACGACUCGACCGCCUCCUCCGUGCCCCUCGACACCCGCUCCCGGCCCCUGACCAGGCUCGUCGCCGCCCACCACCCGGCGACGGGCAUCCACCUCGAGGUCUACAGCACCGAGCCCGCCUUCCAGUUCUACACGGGCAAGUACAUCGACGUGCCCGCCGUGGGCGGCGCCGCCGCGAGGGGGGCGCGAGCCGGAUUCUGCGUCGAGCCCAGCCGCUACGUCAACGCGCUCAACGUCCCUGAGUGGAAGAGCCAGACGCUGCUGAAGAAGGGGCAGACGUACGGCGCGCGUAUUGUGUACAAGGCGUGGAAGGAGUAG